Messenger RNA from Dipodomys spectabilis (banner-tailed kangaroo rat), 2587 nucleotides. RefSeq names its product hydroxysteroid 17-beta dehydrogenase 4 (gene Hsd17b4). The transcript is spliced from 24 exons. Bases 69 to 2282 code for a protein of 737 amino acids. The record is from RefSeq and is a predicted model, not a curated record. Gene Ontology annotation, molecular function: oxidoreductase activity. Lineage: Eukaryota; Metazoa; Chordata; Mammalia; Rodentia; Heteromyidae.
UCAGCGCGGUUGGCACCGGCGGCGUCUGGGGACUCCGGCCGGAGCGGCGCUCGCUGCGGGCCGCACUCAUGGCCUCGCUGCUGCGGUUCGACGGGCGCGUGGUGGUGGUCACCGGCGCGGGCGGAGGACUAGGCCGAGCCUAUGCACUGGCUUUUGCAGAAAGAGGAGCCUCCGUUGUUGUGAAUGACUUAGGAGGUGAUUUCAAGGGAGUUGGUAAAGGCUCCUUGGCUGCAGACAAGGUUGUUGAAGAGAUACGAAGGAAGGGUGGAAAGGCCGUGCCCAACUAUGACUCGGUGGAAGCUGGAGAGAAGAUUGUGAAGACGGCCCUGGAUGCAUUUGGGAGAAUAGAUGUUGUGGUCAACAAUGCAGGGAUUCUGAGGGACCGCUCCUUCUCCAGGAUCAGUGAUGAGGACUGGGAUAUGAUUCAGAGAGUUCAUUUGCGGGGCUCUUUCCAGGUGACCCGGGCAGCAUGGGAACACAUGAAGAAGCAGAACUACGGAAGGAUCAUUAUGACUUCGUCAGCUUCAGGAAUAUAUGGCAACUUUGGACAAGCAAAUUACAGUGCCGCUAAGCUGGGCAUCCUGGGCUUGGCAAAUACGCUUGCGAUUGAAGGCAAGAAGAGCAACAUCCACUGUAACACCAUUGCCCCUAACGCCGGGUCCCGCAUGACUCAGACGGUCAUGCCAGAAGAUCUUGUUGAAGCCCUAAAGCCCGACUAUGUGGCACCCCUGGUCCUCUGGCUUUGCCAUGAGAGUUGUGACGAAAAUGGUGGAUUAUUUGAGGUUGGAGCAGGAUGGAUUGGAAAAUUGCGCUGGGAGCGGACCCUUGGAGCCAUUGUAAGGCAGAGGAACCAGCCCAUGACCCCCGAGGCCGUGAGGACCCACUGGGAGAAGAUCUGCGACUUCCGAGAGGCCAGCAAGCCUCAGAGUGUCCAAGAAUCAACAAGCGGCAUUAUUGAAGUUUUACAUAGAGUAGACUCAGGAGGAGGAAUUUCAACAAACCAUACCAGUCAUUCAGCACCGUCCACAGCCUCGUCUGGAAUUGACAGCGCUAUUGGCUAUAAACUCCCUUCUUUUUCCACCGCGUACACCCAACUGGACACUAUCAUGUAUGCCCUUGGCGUGGGGGCGUCAGUCAGAGACCCGGAGGAUCUGAAGUUUGUUUACGAGGGGAGCUCCGACUUCUCCUGUCUGCCCACCUUUGGUGUUAUUGUUGCUCAGAAGUCUUUGAUGGAUGGAGCGCUGGCCGAGGUGCCUGGGCUUUCAAUCAACCUUAUGAAGCUUCUUCACGGAGAGCAGUACCUGGAGUUAUAUAAGCCACUUCCUAGAGAAGGAAAAUUAAGAUGUGAAGCAGUUAUUGCUGAUGUCCUAGAUAAAGGAUCCGGCCUUGUGAUUCUUUUGGAUGUCUAUUCUUACGUGGAAAAGGAGCUUAUCUGUUAUAAUCAGUUCACUAUCUUUGUUGUUGGCUCUGGAGGCUUUGGUGGUAAACCAACAUCAGAAAAAGCCAAGGUAUCUGUGGCCACACCUAGUAGGCCUCCUGAUGCUGUACUUACAGAUACCACCUCACUUAAUCAGGCUGCUUUGUACCGCCUCAGUGGAGACUGGAAUCCCUUACACAUUGAUCCUAACUUUGCUAGCAUGGCAGGUUUUGAGAAGCCCAUAUUACAUGGAUUAUGUACCUUUGGAUUUUCUGCAAGGCAUGUUUUACGGCAGUUUGCAGAUAAUGAUGUGCUGAGAUUCAAGGCAAUUAAGGCUCGUUUUGCAAAACCAGUGUAUCCAGGUCAAACUCUACAAACUGAAAUGUGGAAGGAAGGAAACAGAAUUCAUUUUCAAACCAAGGUGCAGGAAACAGGCACCAUUGUCAUUUCAAAUGCGUACGUGGACCUUGUGCCAGCCACGGCUGCUUCUGCUGAGACACCCUCUGUGAAUGGCCAGCUCCAGAGCGCUCUUGUUUUUGAGGAGAUAGGCCGGCGCCUGAAGGAGGUUGGGCGUGAGGUGGUGAAGAAAGUCCACGCUGUGUUUGAGUGGCACAUCACUCAAGGUGGACACACUGUGGCCAAGUGGACUAUUGACCUGAAAAACGAUGCUGGAAAAGUGUAUCCAGCCCCUGCAGAAGUCGCUGCCGAUGUCACGAUCAUCAUUUCAGAUGAAGACUUCAUGGAGGUGGUCCUGGGCAGGCUCGACCCCCAGAAGGCCUUCUUCAGUGGCCGACUGAAGGCCAAAGGGAACAUCAUGCUGAGCCAGAAACUUCAGAUGAUCCUCAAAGACUAUGCUAAGCUCUGAGAGUCCUGCCCGCCAGACUUAACAGUGCUUCUUCUCACCCGUGUGGUGGUCAUGCUGCAGAAGGGGUGAAACUAAAAUACAGGGGAAACUGCCUAAGGGUUCAGGGUUCAGGUACCUUUUCAGAUUUUUAUUUUCUACUAAUUUUUCACAUAUUAUUUUUACAAGAAACUGCAAUCUAGCACAUAAUUCUGCUACCAGAUCUGUAUCUUCAUAAUAAAUUCUCAUGAAUCCAGUUUCUUUAGAACCUGUAAUAGCAAUUGUAACUUGAAAGGAAAAAUCAAUAAAAGCUGCUUUGAGACCUUUUA